Ciona intestinalis (vase tunicate) is the source of this 745-nucleotide messenger RNA. RefSeq names its product protein boule-like. Gene Ontology annotation, cellular component: cytoplasm. Lineage: Eukaryota; Metazoa; Chordata; Ascidiacea; Phlebobranchia; Cionidae. Gene Ontology annotation, biological process: 3'-UTR-mediated mRNA stabilization; positive regulation of translational initiation. Gene Ontology annotation, molecular function: translation activator activity; mRNA 3'-UTR binding. The record is from RefSeq and is a predicted model, not a curated record.
GUGGCCUUCAUAUGAAAAAUAAGUAGUGCGUCGCCUGUAACCGCAGUGCCGAUAUGUUUUAACUUACCAUAAACUGCAUUAGAAAUUAGCAAACCACCGAUAUCCAACUGUAAACGUAGUUUUUAGUUCAGGGUCAUUGAAAGGACACCGUCUUUCUACCCUACGGAGUUCGAGAACUAUUGCAUUUGUAACGUCACAAACCUAACCAUGAUAGUAGUAGUGCUCGAUUUUCAGUUGUGAACAUUUGAAUUGGCCGUGUCUUACCGUUGCCUGUAGUUGCAAAUUAGUUUCUGUUUGCAAUGCAAAGUGCGGAAUAUUUUGGUUUCAGUAGCGAGGCUAUACCUCGACGCAUAUUUGUUGGGGGUUUUGGGCCGGAAAUGAAAGAAAACGAACUAGCAGAGAUCUUUUCCGUGUAUGGACGAAUAUUGGAAAUCAAUAUAAUAAGAGAUGGGUCACGAAGUGCUUAUGGUUUUAUAACUUUUGAACAAGAGGAAACGGCAUUACUGCUGAUUAAUAACAGGUACAGUUUCUACUUUCGUGGGCGAAAACUUCGACUUUCAGCAGCUUAUCUUCGGUCCAAUAAACAGCGAGUGACGUACGGCAAAAGCGACAUGCGACACUGAAACAGGGUGCUGUUAAUUUAUUUGAGGUUUAUAAAUGCAUUGUACAAAAUGGUUGUGUGUUUUAAAGUAACCGCUCGCAAUUGUCAUGAACUUUAAAUAAAAAUAAAAUCUCAAAGCUUGGU